Molecule: messenger RNA, 969 nt
Organism: Strigops habroptila (Kakapo)
Lineage: Eukaryota; Metazoa; Chordata; Aves; Psittaciformes; Psittacidae
Gene: BARHL1
Product: BarH like homeobox 1
Exons: 3
Coding region: 1-969 (322 amino acids)
Biological process (GO): regulation of transcription by RNA polymerase II
Cellular component (GO): nucleus
Molecular function (GO): RNA polymerase II transcription regulatory region sequence-specific DNA binding; DNA-binding transcription factor activity, RNA polymerase II-specific
Source: RefSeq, a predicted model, not a curated record
AUGGAGGGCUCCACCGGGUUUGGGAUCGAUUCCAUCCUCUCCCACCGAGCCAGCAGCCCGGCCGUGCCCAAGGGGGACCCGCUGGUGGGCGACGGCCGGUCCCCGCUAGAGCUGAGCCCCCGCUCCGAGGGCAGCAGCGGGUGCCCCUCGCCCCGCUCGCCGGGCCGCGAGUGCCUGGAGGCGGCGGUGCCGCGGCCGGGCCUGGAUGUGCUCCUCCAGCCGGGGCAGGUCUCGGCCCCCUCCCAGUCCCGGACCGUCACCUCCUCCUUCCUCAUCCGAGACAUCCUGGCCGACUGCAAGCCCCUGGCCGCCUGCGCGCCUUACUCCAGCACUAAUGGACCUCACGGCGGGCAGGAGCCGGCGGGCAGGAUCCCCACCAAGCCCGGCGAGGACUUUCGGGAGAAAAUGGAAAAAAACACCAGCAGCUCCUCCUCGGACUCAGAGUACAAAGUGAAAGAAGAAGGGGACCGAGAGAUCUCCAGCUCCCGGGACAGCCCCCCGGUGCGGCUGAAAAAGCCGCGCAAAGCCCGCACCGCCUUCACCGACCAUCAGCUGGCCCAGCUGGAGCGCAGCUUCGAGCGGCAGAAGUACCUGAGCGUGCAGGACAGGAUGGAGCUGGCCGCUUCCCUUAACCUCACCGACACGCAGGUGAAAACCUGGUACCAGAACAGAAGGACCAAGUGGAAAAGGCAAACGGCGGUGGGCCUGGAGCUGCUGGCCGAGGCUGGCAACUACUCUGCUCUCCAGAGGAUGUUUCCCUCGCCCUACUUCUACCCGCAGAGUCUGGUCUCCAACCUGGACCCCGGCGCCGCUCUCUACCUGUACCGCGGACCCAGCGCGCCGCCCCCCGCCCUACAGAGACCCUUGGUGCCCCGCAUCCUCAUCCACGGACUGCAGGGCGGCAGCGAGCCCCCGCCGCCCCUGCCCCCGCUGCCCGGCGUCCUGCCCCGGGCCGCGCAGCCCCGGUGA